AGUCGGUUAAGCGAAAGGGUUAUAGAAUCUUACGCUAUGUGGAUUUGUGAAACGAAUAAAAACUCAUUCUUUCUUUUUCUUCUUCUUCUUCUUCUUCAAGAAACAAGAAAAGAGUGAAACACGCACAACACACAUUGUGGAAUUUAUGGUGUUUGGGUGUGUCGCUCAAGGAUCAACAAACUCAUAUUAUGUCGAUCGUUUGAUUAUUAAACUACAACAUUCAAUCUUGCUUCAUAAAAUCAAAACCCUAAAUCAAAACCCAUUUUCUCCCAUUUUCAUCUCACCCAAAAUUACACUUCCAACUCACAUGAGAAAUUUGUGUGCAUCUCGCGAUUCUUCAAUGAGAAAUUUUCAAGUCCAUUUCUGAAUCAAUUGAUUGCGGGAUGAGGUAGAAAGCAAAAAAGAUAGAUACUCCAUGAUGCAAUAAUAGGAUCAGCAGGAGCUUACGCAUAUCUCAGAUAGUUACGGGGAAAAAGUCUCAAAGUUCACUAUGAAGCAAGAGGAUAUGAGAAGACUGGAUAAAAUAUAACUGAAGGUGCACCUGAUAUGGAUGAAGCUAUUGAUUGACAGUAGGUAUAUAUAAUAAGCAUCUACAAAGGCAGAUAAUCCUCCAAAGUUCAAAGUUCUUAUGAAGGAAUAUAUAAACCUCUGCAAAGGCAUGCUUUCUCCUACCUUAUUUAUCUUUUUUGGUAAGUUCCUUUGGCUAAAGUUGUUUCUCUUAUGUUGUUCAUUUGGUUAGAGCAUAUCUUGCAAAGAAAAUAAUGUGUAGAAUUGCUUUAGAAUUAGGUGGAUCACCAUGAGUUUGAAGGUGAUCGAGCUUAUGAUCUAUUUUGGAUUAUGCGUAUAGUUGGUUACCCUAGUGUAAAUGACAUAGGAUGGUAAUGAAGAAAUCAAUCUAGCCUAUCUAGGACCUGAAUCUUUAGAAUUUUUACAUUUUUUAUCUAUGUUUGGUAGACCUUACAUUAUUGAACUAAGACAUCAUUCAACUAGGGCUUUUGACAUAGGGUGUUGCUUGCAUAGAAUCUACUAACAAUUCAUCAAGAAUGAUUGGAUCUUUUGCUUGAGAAGAAAAAAAAAACCCUUAAUCGUGUAAAAGACAGUUUUUUGUUUGUCAAGAUAAUGGACAUAUCUGGUUUAUAAUCUAUAUAUGUUGGGAACAAGUGUGGCUGCCGAUUUUAUCAUUCUUGAUUAUUCAAACAUAUUUGCUACCGUAAUUAUGGGAUAAUUCAAGAACGUUAAAUCUACUGCUUGAAAGCACGAAACUUUAAUUGAGGAAACAUGGUUUUGCAUUAUGAACUUAAUGACCCUUGUCCCUAAUGUUACAUAAGUUUUGUAAGGGAUGAAUGCCUCUAUGACCCUUGAGGAAAAUGCAUUAUGAAUUCUUUAUUCAUAAUGGAAAAGUUGGAUGGAUGGCUUUAGAAGUGAUUUUACAUUAUGAACUUUAAUUGAGGAAACGUGUUCUGUCCCAAAAACUUUCAAUCUUCUACUUAUUGGUUUAUAAUCAAUACCUAUUAGGAAUGAGGAUGGGUUUUCGAUUUUUUCAUUCUUUAUUCAAAUACCUUCAAUCUUCUGCUACAAUAAAAUGUGAAAUUUCAAAUUUUGUAAGGGAUUGGAAUCAUUGGAUGUCUUGAUGCCCAAAAAAUGCUGGAUAAAUUACUUAAUGACCCUAGUCCCUGAAUGUGAAAUCUUGUUGUCUUAAUUGCUACUCAAUGCAAUUUUCCCUAUCGGUGUCCGCUUUUCUAUUAAAAAAAUUAUGAAAUUUUAUUCAUAGUAAUGCAUGAAUGGAUAUAUAUUCUGCUUUGAUGACCCUUAGUCCCUAAAUUCAAUUUUGCAACUGCAAUUAGAAGUGGUUUUGCAUUAUGAACUUAAUGACCCUUGUCCCUAAUGUUACAUAAGUUUUGUAAGGGAUGGAUAACUCAAUGACCCUUGAGGAAAAUGCAUUAUGAAUUCUUUAUUCAUAAUGGAAAAGUUGGAUGGUGGCUUUAGAAGUGAUUUUACAUUAUGAACUUUAAUUAAGGAAACGUGUUCUGUCCCAAAAACUUACUUUCAAUCUUCUGCUUAUUGGUUUAUAAUCAAUACCUAUUGGGAACGAUGAUGGAUUUUCGAUUUUUUCAUUCUUGAUUAGUCAAAUACGUUCGAUCUUCUGCUUCAAUAAAAUGUGGAAUAUCAAAUUUUGUAAGGGACUGGAUGUCUUGAUGCCCGAAAAAUGCUGGAUAAAUAAUGACCCUGGUCCCUAAAUGUGAAAUCUUGUUGCCUUAAUUGCUACUGAAAGCAGUUGUCCCUAUCAGUGUCUGCGAUUUUAUUAAAAAAGAAGAUUAUGAAUUUUUAUUCAUAGUAAUGCAUGAAUGAAUAUAUAUUAUGCUUUGAUGACCCUUAGUCCCUAAAUUUAAUUUUGCAACUGCGAUUAGAAGUGAUUUUACAUUAUAAACUUAAUAACCCUUGUCCCUAAUGUUACAUAAGUUUUGUAAGGGAUGGAUGACUCAAUGACCCUUGAGGAAAAUGCAUUAUGAAUUCUUUAUUCAUAAUGGAAAAGUUGGAUGGUGGCUUUAGAAGUGAUUUUACAUUAUGAACUUUAAUUGAGGAAACAUGUUAUGUCCCAAAAACUUUCAAUCUUCUGCUUAUUUGUUUAUAAUCAAUACCUAUUGGGAACGAUGGUGGGUUUUUGAUUUUUUCAUUCAUGAUUAUUCAAAUGCCCUCAAUCUUCUGCUUCAAUAAAAUGUGAAAUUUAAAAUUUGUAAGAGAUCAGAUGUCUUGAUGCCCAAAAACUGCUUGGAUAAAUUACUUUAUGACCCUAGUCCAUGAAUGUGAAAUCUUGUUGUUGCCUUAAUUGCUUCUCAAAGCAAUUGUCCCUAUCAGUGUCUGCUUUUCUAUUAAAAAAAAUUAAGAAUGUUUAUUCAUAGUAAUGCAUGAAUGGAUAUCUAUUGUGUUUUGAUGACCCUUAGUCCCUAAAUUCAAUUUUGCAACUGCAAUUAGAAGUGAUUUUGCAUUAUGAUCUUAAUGACCCUAUUCCCUUACGUUUCAUAAGUUUUGUAUGGAAUGGAUGCUUCAAUGAGACAAAUCAGAUAAUGACCUCAAGAGUAAAGUGUAGUAUGACCCUAGUUUUUUUUGACAUAUAUUAUCUUUUUAUGACCCUAAUCGUAAAUCUGUCACUGAGAUGAAUUUAUUUUCAUUAUGGAUAAAGCGUGGUGUGGUAAACAUGAACCUACUAACUCAAAAUUCCACAAUAAGAUGAAUAUACUUUGUUCUGUGAAUUUUGUUGUAAGGGAUUUUCUUGAUUGCCCAAAAAUACAGGCUGAUGCCUUUCUGUCCCAUGAUCCUUUUGUUUUUCUGGAACCAAUGUUUUCAAAUAUUAACUUUUUUGUUUGCUAAGGUAAAUUUUGGAAAUUUCAUUACUGUUGGGUUUUUGUAUGUUGGCUACAUUUUGCAAAAACAUCUUUUAGCCAAGUGUUGAGACAUAUGUGCCUACACCAAGUGUUCAGACAGAUGUGGGUACACAUUGGAACAACACCUGUCCGUCUGACUAUGCGCGCCAGCUAGCGGUUUUUAUUUUCUACUCAAUCUUUUGAAGAUUUGAUUGAAGAAUUGUUUCAAGGUUUCUUACAGAGCAAGGCGCACGUGUUUAAUGUGUUACAGGAGGCAGCCAAACCCUAGUUAUAUUUUCUAAAAGAAUUAUAUUUUUAGAAAAUAUAUUUUUGUGAUUAAAAAAUAUAACUAUUAUUUUCGAAAUUAUAUCAGCUGCUGCCGCAAUUCUAGAAGCCCUAAUUUUGUCUUGAAGCCCAAGUCGUUCUACUACUAUAAAUACGAAGGCAAGCAUAUGGUUUCAAGCAUCUAAAACCGUGUUCUUACAAAGCGUGUGUUCUUAGGGUUUUAGAGUGUUAAUUGUGAGCUUUUCUUGUAUCUCAUUGAUGCAAGCUUAGGACCUGAGUGUUAUUGAGUUGUAAUUGUGAAUAUCUCCUAAGCUUUGAAGUACGGAGAUUGUUCUAGUGUUAUGUGUGAUUUGCUCGUAAGCUUUUAAGCAAGAGUGAAUCUUAGUUUCAUAGGAUUGUGUCUCCACCAUUCGUGUUCAAUUGAGUUGAUAACAACGUUGAGUGUGUUGUUAAGGUGGGAAUUGGGACGGGGUCUCAUAUCUAGGAGUUCCUAGGUAGAAGUGUCAUUGGGUAGUGAUUAAGUGAGGAGUUGUAAACAGGUGAGUUUAGCUUCGAAGUAAUACUACUGAUAGUGAACUUUAUUCCUGGAUUGGUAUCCCCAGAGUAGGCUGUUAAGCUGAAUUGGGUUAACAACUCUAUUGUGUUAUUUACGUUACUGUCUUUAUUAUUUGUGUUCUGUAUAUAGACAAGUGUUGCCACACCUUGGUCAACAUCUGUCUACUACGUGACGGACAAGUAUUGACACACUUUGAUCAACACCUGUUUACUGUGUGCCAGGAAUUUCAAUUGGCAUCAGAGCAGGCACCCUGUUCUGAAUUUUAGGGUGAGCUCCAGGGAGAUUUUUCUGGCAGAUAUGGACAAAGAAGGAGGACCUCUCAACAAACCACCUCUUCUGGUUAGUGCUUCAAACUAUGAUUAUUGGAAGUCUCGCAUGAUGACCUUCCUUAAACAAAUAGAUAGCAAGAUAUGGAAAGAAGUUCUAAGAGGUUGGGACCACCCUGUGAAAAUGGACAAAGAGGGCAAACCAACCCUUGAGUUAAACCCUGAGGAGGAAUGGUCCAAAGAGGAGGAUGAGCUUGCUCUUGCAAACUCAAAAGCACUAUAUGCAUUGUAUAAUGGUGUUGACAAGCACAUAUUCAGACUCAUAAAAAAAUGUGCCUCUGCUAAGGAAGCUUGGAACAUUCUCCAAACUGUUCAUGAAGGUACCUCUAAGGUGAAAAUGUCAAGGCUGCAACUUUUAACCACUAAGUUUGAAAAUCUUAGAAUGAAUGAUGAUGAAACCAUUCAGGAGUUUCACAUGACCUUACUUGACUAUGAUAAUCAGUUUGAUGCCUUGGGAGAAAAGGUUCCUGAAGAGAAAUUGGUAAGGAAGAUGCUUAGGUCCCUUCCUAAGAAGUUUAAUAUGAAGGUCACCGCUAUAGAAGAAGCCAAAAAUAUCACAGAAAUGAAGUUGGAUGAACUUAUUGGUUCAUUACAAACUUACGAGGUGGCUACAAAUGAAAGGAUGGAUAAGAAAACCAAGAGCAUUGCCUUUGUCUCGAAUGCUGAGGAAGAAGAUCAACAGAGUGACGCGGAGUCUGAGAAUAGCAUCUCUGAUGCAAUGGUUCUUCUAGGAAAACAAUUUAAUAAGGUGCUAAAAGGAAUGGACAAACGUCCAAGGACAAGUGUACCUGACACUGGUCGCAACACAAACAGAAAUUUCAGAAAACCUAUGUCAGAUGAGAAAACAUCUCUUAAUAAAAGUGUCCAAUGUCAUGAAUGUGAAGGGUAUGAACACAUUAGAACUGAAUGUGCAACCUUCUUGAAGAAACAGAAAAAGGGGUUAACUGUUUCAUAGUCAGAUGAGGACUCUGAAGGAGAAGCUGACACUGCAAAAUCUAUUCAUGCACUGACAGGUGUAUGUACAUCUGACACUGAAUCAUGUGAUGAGGAGCUAACCUUUGAUGAACUUGCUGAGUCAUACAAGGAGCUGUGUCUAAGGAGUGAAGAAGUCUGCAGAAUCUCAGAAAAACAAAAGGAGACAAUCUUAAAGUUGCAAACUGAAAGAAUUAUCAAUCUAACAAAAAUCUCUGAGAUUGGUGUCAAGUGUGAAGAAGGGUUGAAAACAAU
Trifolium pratense (red clover) is the source of this 5756-nucleotide messenger RNA. RefSeq lists its product as uncharacterized. The coding region runs from base 4501 to 5484 and encodes 327 amino acids. Lineage: Eukaryota; Viridiplantae; Streptophyta; Magnoliopsida; Fabales; Fabaceae. The transcript has 5 exons. The record is from RefSeq and is a predicted model, not a curated record.